Messenger RNA from Doryrhamphus excisus (bluestripe pipefish), 4376 nucleotides. The record is from RefSeq and is a predicted model, not a curated record. Lineage: Eukaryota; Metazoa; Chordata; Actinopteri; Syngnathiformes; Syngnathidae.
UUUCCAUGAACCGGUGUUGUCCAAACUUUACGUAGCGGAUCCAAAGUUUGUUUAACAAACUAAUAGUGACAUUUCACGGCGGGCAAAGUGUCCUCUCCGUCUCUGGUCGUCUUCGUCUAGCUGUAAAGUAAAGCAAAAGGCGCUGCGAGGUUAGAUAUGACCAAGAAGGACAUAGCUGGUUGGAGUCGAUGACUAGCUAUAGCAAGCCUCGGGUAGCUAAUCCCGGUCAGUGAUUAAUCUGCGUUGGUUAAUCCAUUUAUACUUGUCCUGGUCGAAUGGAGGACAGGACAGGAAGGGGAGUGUCCUACAUUGGUUGUGUGACGCCGCCGGGGCCGCAGUGAGAUGUUCGACGUCGGGCGAGCGGGAAGUUAGUUGGCCAAGUCAGGAAGUUCACACAUCUGAGGACACAACCAGGAAGAAGUCAUGGCGAUCAGAUGGCGACGGUCCCGCUCCACUUUUAGGCUUCUGCUCGCCGGAGCCGCCGUGCUGGCGUGUGUCUUCUACUUCUGGGAUUUCUCCUCGGAGGCGAGCGUCACCCAGCGACGGAAGGCGGAUCUCGAUGACCCGCGGACGCUGAAGAGGCCGGUCUACGAGAAGCCCCCCCUGGAUGUGGGCGCCCCCGGGGAGCUGGGCGCAGGCGUCCAGCUGGACCUGGAUGGGGAGGAGAAGCUGAAGGAGCAGGAGAGCAUCUCAAAGUAUCAGAUCAACAUUUAUGUCAGCGACAAGAUCUCCCUGCACCGCCGGCUGCCGGAGAGGUGGAACCCGCUCUGCAGAGACCUGGAUUACGACUACACGUCCUUGCCCACCACCUCGGUGGUGAUCGCGUUCUACAACGAGGCCCGGUCCACGCUGCUGAGGACGGUCCACAGCGUCCUGGAGACGUCUCCGGACAUCCUUCUCAAGGAGCUGGUCCUGGUGGAUGACUACAGCGACAGAGAUCACCUGAAGGCGCCUCUGGAGGAGUACCUGUCAGGGUUGCGGAAGGUGCGUCUGAUCCGGGCCACCAAAAGGGAGGGCUUGGUGCGAGCCCGCCUCCUCGGGGCGUCCGUCACCACCGGCGACGUGCUGACCUUCCUGGACUGCCACUGCGAGUGUCACGAUGGCUGGCUGGAGCCCCUCCUCCGAAGGAUCCAGGAGGAGCCGUCGGCCGUGGUGUGCCCCGUCAUCGACUCCAUCGACUGGAACACCUUUAAGUAUUUGGGCAACCCCGCCGAUCCUCAGCUCGGGGGGUUUGACUGGCGGCUGGUUUUCACAUGGCACCAGAUCCCGGAGCGUGAGAAGAAACGGCGGCGCUCGCCCACUGACGUCAUCAGGUCUCCAACCAUGGCUGGAGGUUUGUUUGCCAUCAAUAAGAAGUUUUUCACCCACUUGGGGACGUACGACACGGGGAUGGAGGUGUGGGGAGGAGAGAACCUGGAGUUCUCCUUCAGGAUCUGGCAGUGUGGCGGCAGCCUGGAGAUCCACCCGUGCUCUCACGUGGGCCACGUGUUCCCAAAGAAGGCUCCGUACCCGCGCAGCCACGCCCUGGCCAACAGCGUGCGCGCCGCCGAGGUGUGGAUGGACGACCAGAAACGUAUCUACUAUCACCGCAACCCCCACGCCAGAGCGGAGCCGUUCGGCAAUGUGAGCGAGCGACUGAUGCUGCGAGAGAGGCUGGGCUGUAAAAACUUCAAGUGGUACCUGGACAACGUUUACCCAGAGCUCCACGUCCCAGAGGACCGGCCGGGCUUCUUUGGAAUGCUGAAGAACCGGGGCAAGGCCGGCUACUGUUUGGACUACAAUCCUUCAGAUGAAAACAACUGCUUUGGAGAGAGAGUCAUCAUGUACGGGUGUCACGGCUUGGGUCAGAACCAGUUCUUUGAAUACACCACGGAGGGGGAGAUCCGAUACAACACCAGAGUCCCCCCCGGCUGCGUGGAAGGCGACGUCGUCAGCACCUACCUGACGGUCCAAGCGUGCGGGAAACACGGGCCUGCACUCGCCCACCAGAAGUUCCUCCUUCGACACGACGGCAGCCUGUUCCACAGCGUCAGCCGGAAGUGCGUGGAAGCGGGGGACAAGUUCCCGUCCCUGCAGGCCUGCUCGGACAGCCCGCACCAAAAGUGGUUCUUUCAGGAGCAAACCCUUAUGAGGUUUUUCGAUGAAGAAGACACGCCUCCUCUGCUCGCUCGCUGCAUCCUGCACCGGAAUGUACGCCUCCAUGUGGACCCAACACUCAGUGGGCUGUUUGCGCUCACGCCUGCAGAGGGAGCCCAUGCGCCUCCUGAAAGGAAGCUUGAAGGUGGGAAUCUCUGGGGGGAAUUUUCAUCAUCCCGCGUCAGCAGCAGAGGCUGGGAAAAUAAGGGAAAACUGGUCUUGCACUCGCCUUACGCCCCUCCCACACAAAUCUGCAAAACCUUUUUUGAACUUCUACCAACACAAGCCGUGUUUUUGCUUACUUUUUUUAUUCUUCCUUUUGUCGUCCUUUUUUUUUUUUUUUAACUAACGCUUGACUCACAUCCAUGAGAAGACAGACUUGCAUUUCAGCAUUUGCGUCCCAGAUUUUUAGCCAAAUGAUUUUGUAUUUAUUAAAAUUUAUUUUUACAGUUUUUUCCUAUGAAAAGGGGCAGUUUUGUCAGUAGAAAACACACUUAAUUCACCAUAAGUUUGGUAAUAAUUUGUAAAUAUAUGAAUAUACAGGUCAAAUGUACACUAUACACAGACCUGCCCACAAAUCUGAAUGUCUGUAUACUACACUGACUACUGACCAAUGACUGCUGACUACUGACCAAUGACUGCUGACUACUGACCAAUGACUACUGACCAAUGACUACUGACCAAUGACUACUGACCAAUGACUGCUGACCAAUGACUGCUGACCAAUGACCGCUGACCAAUGACCGCUGACUACUGACCAAUGACUACUGACCAAUGACUACUGACCAAUGACUACUGACCAAUGACUAUUGACCAAUGACUAUUGACCAAUGACUACUGACCAAUGACUACUGAGUACUGACCAAUGACUACUGACCAAUGACUACUGACCAAUGACCAAUGACUACUGACCAAUGACUGCUGACCAAUGACUGCUGACCAAUGACUGCUGACCAAUGACCGCUGACUACUGACCAAUGACUACUGACCAAUGACUAUUGACCAAUGACUGCUGACUACUGACCAAUGACUACUGACCAAUGACUACUGACCAAUGACUACUGACCAAUGACUGCUGACUACUGACCAAUGACUACUGACCAAUGACUGCUGACUACUGACCAAUGACUGCUGACUACUGACCAAUGACUGCUGACUACUGACCAAUGACUGCUGACCAAUGACUACUGACCAAUGACUGCUGACCAAUGACUGCUGACCAAUGACUGCUGACCAAUGACCGCUGACUACUGACCAAUGACUACUGACCAAUGACUACUGACCAAUGACUACUGACCAAUGACUAUUGACCAAUGACUAUUGACCAAUGACUACUGACCAAUGACUACUGAGUACUGACCAAUGACUACUGACCAAUGACCAAUGACUACUGACCAAUGACUGCUGACCAAUGACUGCUGACCAAUGACCGCUGACUACUGACCAAUGACUACUGACCAAUGACUAUUGACCAAUGACUGCUGACUACUGACCAAUGACUACUGACCAAUGACUACUGACCAAUGACUACUGACCAAUGACUGCUGACUACUGACCAAUGACUACUGACCAAUGACUGCUGACUACUGACCAAUGACUGCUGACUACUGACCAAUGACUACUGACUACUGACCAAUGACUACUGACCAAUGACUGCUGACUACUGACCAAUGACUGCUGACUACUGACCAAUGACUAUUGACCAAUGACUAUUGACCAAUGACUACUGACCAAUGACUGCUGACUACUACUUUUUUUUCUCAAGCAGUGAGACUCCGCACACUGAAUGCCACAUAGUAUUGUUCUGAAGUGAAAAAGUGAAACUUACACAGUGGAACCUCGGUUUUUGUCUGUUUGUUUGUUCUGAAAAGUCUGACGGACACCGAAAAGUAAGAAAACUGUUGGAACCGUCCAGCUCCUUUUAUUGUAUAAUAUUUAUGAUAUUAUAUUUAUAUUAUAUUGCUGUGAAACGAGUCCUGGACCUCUCGAGGACAGUUUGCAGUUCAAACUCAAUAUUAGCAAUUGCAAUGCUAACGCUGGGGGGGGCAUUAGUGGUCAACCAAGGUUUAACAAACUCCAAUGGAUCUCUUUGAACGGGGAGGGAAAAUAUUCCAUUCCUAACAAAAACAGAUACAUAAAAAUAUUCACAAAAGAUAAUUAUCAUGGUUUUACUUGCAGGCAUUAGUGCAAAAAUGAUUGAGCAACGCUGUUUUUAUUACAUAAAAUAUUGUAUAAUUUUU